UAUUCAAGUCGUGGUCAAACGUGGUUCCAUGUAAAAGCGUCGUAGCGCUCAGUGGCGAUGUCGUUGGUGGGCUCAUCUUCAACAAAAAUCAAGAAACCAUGAAGGCGAGGAAAUCGUGCUGGACCUGCAAAGAUCGAAAGAUCGGAUGCGACAAGACACUACCUGCAUGCAACAAUUGCAUUCGAACGAAGCGCAACUGUGCAGGUUUCGGCAUCAAGUUGACCUGGCCAGAAAAGUACGAUGGUCGGCGAAAGGCGGUGAUUCCUUCCAUAUACGGACAAGGCUGUGCAGCGACGACCGUCUUUUGUCCCAGUUUGGCUCUCGACUUCCUUAAUACGACGACUGAGGAUAUUGAGAUAUCGGAUUCUUGCGAUCUGACAGGAUUCCCAGCAUAUGCGCAACUCUUACGCCUCAAUACAUGGACGUUGCCCACCCUUCCACUCCCAGGAAUUACAAAUGACGAUGCCUCUCUACUCUCAUAUUAUGAAGGCCGGCUGGCACGAAUCAUAACCACAGUUGAUGAUGCCCACAAUGGCUUUCGAAACGAAAUUUUACCAAUGGCUCUCACCCAGCAAUCAAAAGCUUCACAGAGCCUGAUGGAAAGCAUACUAGCACUUUGUGCUUUUCACGUCAGCGGACCAAGCAGAGCACUGCAACAUAAAGCCCGAGCAUUGCGACUCUUGAACCAGUCACUUCAAGAGGACGUUUCUGAAGAUCUGAGCGCGAAACUAGCGGCGUGCAUGCUACUUUGCGUGUAUGGUGUCUUCGACCCGACGGAUGGCAAUUGGAUGGUGCAUUUACGUGGCGCCAAAAGUCUGAUCGGCGAUUAUCCAUCACACCCCAAAACACAGCAAUCCGUUUCACCAUUUCUCAGGAGCUGGCUGCUCUAUCAUGAUGUUCUGGCACAAUUUUCCCAAAUGAUGUCCGGCUAUGAAAGGCAAGAUCCGACACAGGUGGUACUUCCAGAGUAUACAGCUGAAAAGACGGUCAUCGUGGGAUCUCUGGGAUGCUCGGAAGAGCUGAUGGAGCUGGUCGCAUGCAUCAACCAGCUGCGAGGCCAACCCCAGUUCGACGCAAGUCUCGUCGAGACGUUGCGUUUACGUUUGGAAAAUCUGACCCAAGAUAUCGUGAUCAAACCUGAACAGCAGUCUCACUCACGGUCUGAGACUAUCAACGAGACUCGUAUUCACGACACGGCAGAAUUCUACCACCUCGCAGCACUAAUUUAUUUUCGUCGGCAGAUCGUCCAACAACCGUCCCAGGCACGAUCUGUUCAACGGCUCGUCGAAAGGGCCCUUAGCCUAAUCGCAAAGAUGGAGGUUUGCACAAGCCCGUGGCCUUUGUUCGUUGUGGCAUGCGAAGUACGGAUCGAUGAACAACGACUGCAAAUACUCCAGACAUUGAAGAAAAUGGAAUUGCACAGACGCAUUGGCAACAUCGGUGUCACGAGGAUGAUCGUGGAAGCCUUCUGGAAGCAGCAGGAUCUCGUGGUACAUGACACCGCAAAAACGGUCAUGGACUGGAGAAACAUCGUUGAUAUGGCACAGAUGACGCCUUCUUUCAUUUAGGAAGUCACUGUUGCGGCCUUCUCACCACGAAGCCGUAAUCGCCUACUUUGAAGGCAGUGCAUGAUUUCUGGGUACACAGACAUCUCCCAAAAAUCAAACCCACCAUCGUCAGAAUGUCUGGAACAUACAUCGCUCCAUUUCA
Molecule: messenger RNA, 1710 nt
Organism: Exophiala viscosa
Lineage: Eukaryota; Fungi; Ascomycota; Eurotiomycetes; Chaetothyriales; Herpotrichiellaceae
Product: fungal-specific transcription factor domain-containing protein
Exons: 5
Coding region: 99-1568 (489 amino acids)
Biological process (GO): positive regulation of transcription by RNA polymerase II
Cellular component (GO): nucleus
Molecular function (GO): zinc ion binding; DNA-binding transcription factor activity, RNA polymerase II-specific; transcription cis-regulatory region binding
Source: RefSeq, a predicted model, not a curated record